Molecule: messenger RNA, 1348 nt
Organism: Hibiscus syriacus
Lineage: Eukaryota; Viridiplantae; Streptophyta; Magnoliopsida; Malvales; Malvaceae
Product: queuosine salvage protein-like
Exons: 7
Coding region: 94-1014 (306 amino acids)
Source: RefSeq, a predicted model, not a curated record
UAAACUAAAUAUCUUCUCUUUUUGGCUUUUAUAAUCUUAGGUUCUCUAGGGUUGUUCAAAGGAAACGUUUUUCUUCUUGUUCUUUCAGCUGCUAUGGAGGAAGUGAGAGAAAGCUCUGCUUGGGUGGCUCGUAAUUCUUCUCACGUCACCAUUGAUUCUUCAGGGAUUGAGAAAGUAGUGGAGAAAAUGAAAGAGUCAAUUCCCAAAGUGGAAUGGGAUUACGAAGGGAUUCAUUAUUUUGACAAUGGACCCCUCACUGUACAAUACCUUUUUGUUUUGGAUGCUUUGAAUUUCUGUUUUUGGCCUGAUAAGGAUUUAAAUUAUGAUCAUUUGGCCAAGGGAUUAAAGGAUGCUUUGCUGAAUGACAGCUCUGCAUUCGAUGCCGAUCGUCUGCAAAAUUACACAGGUCCGCAACUGCGCGAGCUGUUGAAAUGGCCUCGACCACUUCCUUUAGAGGAGGAGCGGGUUCGUUUGUUGCAUGAGGUUGGUUUUGAACUUGAAAGAAGCUUUGAGGGUAAGGCAUUGAAACUUGUUGAAUCAUGUGGAAAAUCAGCCGUAAAGCUUGUCGCACUCGUCACACGUCAUUUUCCGGGGUUUCGAGAUCACUCGGUGUACAAAGGGCACCAGGUAUUCUUGUACAAAAGAGCACAGAUAUUUGCUGCCGACUUGUGGGGUGCAUUCAAGGGCCAAGGAUAUGGAGAAUUCAGUGACAUUUGCUCGAUCACUAUGUUUGCCGACUAUAUCGUUCCGGCUGUCCUCCGGCAGCUUGGUGUGCUGAAAUAUAGUUCGACCCUUGCCAAUGCCAUUCAGGCUAGUAGCGAAAUAGGUGCUGGGACAGAAGAGGAAAUCGAACUUCGAGCAUGUUCGAUUUAUGCUGUGGAGAAAAUGAGAGAGUUACUAAGCAUAAAGUCCGGAAAGCAGGUUUUGAGUGUGGAGUUAGAUCUUUGGCUCUGGUCUGUUGGUGUUCAGUGCCCGUCGCUCCAACAUCAUCGAACUCUGUCAAUAUAUUACUGAGUAGAUCAUAUGCUUGUAAGAAGCAGGGCAGGAAAAUUUUGGCUUGGAAGACAUUAGGGAACUUCUUAGGAUAAGUUUCAUGUUACUCACCUACAUCCUUUUAUGUUUAAUAGGUUCUAAGGAUAGGUUCUAAGGAUUACAGUUUCCUGGCUGAACCGUCCACCAUAUCGGACGAAGAAAAAAUUCGGAUGAUUGGAUCGGUCUAGGUAUUUAUUCGGAUUUACAGUGAAGGGUCCAAUCCAAGUUCUUUAGCUUCUCUAGUAGUUGUAUCGCCAUUGCCUUUGUCCCCGUACUCUGCUUAGCUGUGAAACUUCCCCGGCAACAAUAUAUAAUC